AUGAAAGCUCAUGCUGAGAUUUAUCAGAAGGAGGAUAAUAGGAAGCGGCAGGCAGCCAAGAUAUUGGAGGCUCUCAUUGCCAACAGCAUCGAACAAGAUGUGUUCGACGAGCUUGAGCAGCGGGAAGACAAAUACACGGUGAAAGUAAUUCCUGAUGGGAUGACGGCGCAAGUCAGCAGGCAAGACGGGCCGAUGAUGUUGUAUCAGCUCGUUUGCAUGGUGUGUGUCGACACUCUAGCAACGGUAUCUACCAUCCUGGAGCUACUCUCAGUCGCAGGACUAGUACAAGCCAUGACGGACGCUGAUUCAGACAUUAAAAUAUUUAAUAGGAAAGUGAACUCCCUUAUCAUUUCUUUAAGGGCAAGGCAAGAGGCGAUUCCGAGUCUCAUCGCUCCACUGUUCAAAGCUUAUCAGUCAUGUGAAGACAAAGCAUUUGCGCACUAUUUUAAGAGGAAACAAGAACAGUAUGAGGAUAGGUCGCUUACGGAGCCAUUGGAGCACGCGGCAUUGAUUCGAAUGGCAGGCGAACGAUACAAGAUUAUAGUGGACAAGAAGGAAUGGAAGAUGAAAUCCGAAGACGAACUAAAGUUCAUUGCACUGAAGGCCACUGUAGAACAACAGAACAAGCAACUCACUCAAAAGCCGAUGCAAAAGGCGAGACAGCCCCAGCAAAAGGAGAGACAAGGGCCCAACAACAUCGGAGAAUGGGCUUGGAAGUCAGUCGCCCCAAAGGAAGGGGAACCAAAAGAGAAGAAGUUCCGCAACAAGCAAUACAUCUACUGCCCGCAUCAUGGCGAUACAAAGUGGGUAUUGAAAGUGAACAGGCAAGGAGUAAUCCAUGCGACUAACUGCAGGGCAAGACUAAAGGGCGAUACGACGACGUCGCUUACGGCGGCCACCGAGGAUGAAAGCGAUUCGCACUCGAGCGACGCGGGUACCCCGUCUAAACGAGACAUUAGGAUUGCGCAGGCACUCACAUCAGUUCUGGAGGAAGAGCUAUCUGGCAUUACUGAGGACGAGAACCUAUUGACUCCCGGUCAAAGGUGA
Molecule: messenger RNA, 1047 nt
Organism: Seminavis robusta
Lineage: Eukaryota; Bacillariophyta; Bacillariophyceae; Naviculales; Naviculaceae
Source: the annotation of a GenBank genome assembly